Molecule: messenger RNA, 759 nt
Organism: Aspergillus nomiae NRRL 13137
Lineage: Eukaryota; Fungi; Ascomycota; Eurotiomycetes; Eurotiales; Aspergillaceae
Exons: 2
Coding region: 1-759 (252 amino acids)
Source: RefSeq, a predicted model, not a curated record
AUGGCAAGCAAGGUUCUCGUGCUUAUUUAUUCGCUCUGCGUCCUUUUCUACAACAGAUGGGCCACCAGGAAACACGCUGCUGCAGACGCUCAAAAAACGAUACAGGAUGCAGAGCAACGCCCGAUGUUGUCAGAAACAAAUGAAGUGCCGUUCGGUGCUAGAGCUUUAGAGCGAGGCGUUCUUGUGGAAGGCAUAUGGACACCAGGCCAGGUGUCUCCUAUAGAACCCAAUACGCCGACCAGGCACGAAAGCGCUGGACUGGCCCUAACGCAGCUGCCUCCUAACCCAGCAAGUAUGGUACAGAGGCCUUCUCAGACAUACAUGCCGGUGUCUUUAUCAGGCCAGUCGGGUCCAAGGUGGGCUCCAGCAGUUUCCGACAUCAGGGCCGAGUCGUCGGAUAGUCUUUACCCCAACGCUCUGCAUGCAGACAAAUCUCGCCAGUCAGAGGUACAACUUGUUGGUAGCCAUCAUGAUGUUGUCGACUCAGAUGUUGCCCGAUCAAAGGUACGACUUAGUUCUUGUGGCUCAUGGAUCAACAAGCCUUUUGACAAGCGAUUGCCAGCCGUUGAAGGAGCUCAUCCGCGGACUUCUUCCGAAGAGUUUAGGCGCAGGAUUAGCAAAUUGUUCGACGAAAACGUCCAGGCACGCCCAAUCGAAAUGUUUCAGUUGCAAUCCGAUUCCUCAGAGUCCGUUAAUGGUCACCAAAAGGAACUCAUCCCAGACCCAUCGAUGCAUAGACCAAACCAUGCGAUCCACUGA